AUGGAUGAGAUCAUUUACCACAUUUUUGACGUCAUAUCUAAUGAAAUUCUUGAUAAUCAGCAACAUCAACUUAUUUGCUCAGCUCAGACGAUUUUACAAACUGAAACUUUUAAGAAAAAAAAUGUACUCACCAUCAAUAAAGGAAGUGAACGAGUCGUGUUGCUGCUUUUCGUCUCCAUUGGAUCCAUGGUAGCUCAUGAAAUGUUGCUUAUUAGUAAUCCAAAUGUGGGUUUAUUAAAACAUUAG
This is a messenger RNA of Clunio marinus, 246 nucleotides long. The record is from the annotation of a GenBank genome assembly. NCBI's taxonomy places the organism in Eukaryota, Metazoa, Arthropoda, Insecta, Diptera, Chironomidae.